This is a messenger RNA of Phycomyces blakesleeanus NRRL 1555(-), 2343 nucleotides long. RefSeq lists its product as hypothetical. The transcript is spliced from 8 exons. NCBI's taxonomy places the organism in Eukaryota, Fungi, Mucoromycota, Mucoromycetes, Mucorales, Phycomycetaceae. The coding region runs from base 1 to 2343 and encodes 780 amino acids. The record is from RefSeq and is a predicted model, not a curated record.
AUGUGCCAGGACUGGAUUGUAAUUGACACUCAGUCCCAACCCAGUUCUCCGGAUUUUCUCUGCCUUCUAUCUCCUGGACCUAGUUCUCCAGAUUCUCGACGUUUAAGCUUCUCUGAACCGUGUUCUCCAGACUCUGCCUUCUCUUACUUGGACAUAGUUCUCCAAACCCUUCUAAUUGGACAUCGUUCUCCAAAGACUUCUUCUUCUUCUGAACCCGUUGUUCUCUUUGUGGUUGCCCUGGCUUCCUUUGAUAAUUGGCGUACACCGAUUCCUUUAAUCCCAUCCGAAUCCGAAUCCUCUGUAUCCUCUAUGGCUUCUGGAAAAUCAAAAACCGCGACUCCUCCUCCCACAGAGCAGUCUGAAUUCUCUACAUGGCACAUGUCCGAGAAUGUAAAGAGUAUUGACGUUAAUCCUUUGUCCAACUCGCACGAUCUCCGUUUCUGGCUCCAUGAGUUCAAGCAAGAAGCAGCAGCAGUUGAUGCUUCUUUGGAUGCUUGUGUUAAGGUCCUGAGAAAAUCCUUCUGGAACCUUGUUGAAGCCGAGUUGCUCCAGCGUUUUGCUUCUCCAGCAACUGUGGACGACCGCCUCAUCAUCACCAAGCUCCGUAAGCUGCGCCAACGCGCUGACCAGUCAAUUGCCAAAUAUGCCGCUGAAUGGGAACACCUUCACACCUUCCUUACUACACCUUUCACUGUGGAAGAACAGGUGGCUGAGUUCCUACAGUCAUUGUAUUUGGAGCCUCUCCGUUCCACCCUUGCUCAUGGCGUCCUCAAAGACAUUUCAGAUACUGUCAACGUGGCUAUCAAGGUAGAACGCAGGGCACGCCUCAUUGAUUAUUCUCCUACAGAACUACGGGCAGAACGAACACUGGCCACUGGACCUGUUCCAAUGGAAAUCGAUGCAGUACAAACAACGCAGCCACGUCCACAUCUCAGGGCAUACACUAAAGAUGGCAAACCGAUUUGCAAUCUCUGCUGGACUGCCAGUCACCGAACCAUCGACUGUAGCAAGAACUCUGGGACGUCGUCAUACUCGAAGCUGCCUUACAACGGGAAUUCAAGAGGAUCUCGCAACCAACCCUCACGUUGGCAAGUCCGUAACAUAACCUCCACAGCAACUCAGGAGGCCCCCCAAGUUCCUGAAGGCGAAAUGUUUGAUAACGAGCUUGAUGGUCUUUUUUCACUGCAAUCACAAUUCUUGCACCCCACCACUACCUCGGAGCCUUCGUCCACUGGAACUAUCAACCAAGUCAUAGUGGCCGACAUCGACCACCAUCAAGAGGUGUCCCCAACUGCGUAUCUCCGAGUUGGUGAUGGGACCCUUACCGCUCUUGUUGAUAUGGGUGCUGACAUUUCGACUAUUCGUGCCAACAUUGCCCAGAAAAUGAACCUCUCUGUUGACAGCUCUUUGGCUCUUUCUUUUUUGACUUUUAAGAAAGAACGCCACCUGAUGCUUGGCAAGGUUUUCAUCUUGGUUUUCGGCCACACCCUUGGGUUUCAUGUCGUUGACCAGGUCCACCAUGAAAUCCUCUUUGGUUGGGACAACAUCAAGAUCCUCAGAGGAAUCAUCGAUUCUACAACCAAUCGUAUCUCUCUCAAGCAAUCUACCGGCGAGAUUAUGUCUCUCCCACUGGCUAACCCUCAGGAAUAUCAAGCCGUUCUUCAUACCAAGCAGUCUACUCCAUUGGCACUUGCAUUGUCUCUUGACCCAGCUAUUCAAGAUAUUCUUUGCAAGAACGAGGCUGCUAUAACAUCUAACCCGAAACGACCAAUGCCAACUCACUUAUUGGAAUUUACUAUUGACACCGCUGAUAAUAAACCUGUUUUUAUUCCUCCUUGCUGUGGUCGUCCGGAAGUCGAUGUUGCUCUCGAUACUGAAGUUGAUGAAAUGCUUGCUAACGGCGUCCUGGAACCAUGCAUCAAGGCUGAUCCACUCAAGACUGCUGCUAUCAAGACCCUCUCAGCUCUCACUGACUACCAUGGUAUCAAGCGCUUUCUUGGUAUUGUGGGUGCUUACCAUACGUUCAUCUCACACCCAAUAAUUAUUACAGUUAGUACUGUAGAUAAUAUCUUAAAGAUUGUUAAGAUAAUUAUAUCAUACUGCCGGAAGUAUGAGAGUAAGAUGGUUGGUUUCGUUGAUUCCUUCUGCAUAAAAGAUGUACGUAUUUUUUCAGCAAUACGGCAAAAUAUCCAAGCUUUAGCAUUCGAAUUAAGACAGAAAUCUAUCAAAAGCUAUGCGUCAUUUCUGUUUUACAUCUUUUAUGGUAAAAUUCACGUCUGUGAUUGGAUGAAGAUCUUAAUCAGAUUGCUUAUAAAUGCACAGACUUUGUACUCCAAAAAAUAA